AUGUUCUCUUCGGAGAAGAAGGAGGCUAGCAUUGGCGCAAAAUCCGUGCAAGAUGGACCAUACCACUCAUCGAGCCCCAGCUCAAUUUCCCACGAGGAUGUCGAGGGUUCGCCAGUUCCGGGAACGACAGUGCAGCUCAAGCGUAGACUGCAGUCGCGUCAUCUGCAGAUGAUUGCUAUUGGUACGGGAAUCGCGUUCCUGCCUUGUCUCUUCAUCGGUUCUGGAGGCGCACUCGCAAAUGCUGGACCUGCCGGCGCAUUGAUCGCAUACGCCUUUGUCGGUACACUCGUGUACAGCGUCAUGGUCGCCCUGGGCGAAAUGGCCACUUUCCUCCCCGUUUCCGGCGCCUUCACAGCAUACGCAUCCCGCUUCGUCGACCCUAGUCUUGGUUUUGCCAUGGGCUGGAUCUACUGGUUCUCAUGGGCCAUAACGUAUGCGCUCGAGUUGACUGCUAGCGGUUUGAUCAUCCAAUACUGGGACGCCGACCUCAACAUCGGUAUCUUCAUUGGUACAUUCUGGGCUGUCAUUUCGCUCGUCAACUUCCUUCCAGUGUCCUUUUACGGCGAGGUGGAAUUUUACUUCGGAGCUGGCCAACACGGAUACUUGGGCUUCGACACAUGGAAGAACCCUGGCGCCUUUGCUUCCUACAUUGUCAAGGAUAACGAGGCCGUCGCCAAGUUUGUCGGUUUCUGGGCUGUUUUGAUCCAGGCCGGUUUCUCCUACCAAGGAACCGAGCUUGUCGGUAUCGCGGCUGGUGAGACCAGCAACCCUCGCAAGACUGUCCCUGCCGCCAUUAAGAAGACUUUCUACCGUAUCGUCUUCUUCUUCGUCCUGACCAUUUUCUUCAUUGGCCUUCUUGUGCCCCACGACAACCCGGAUCUCGUUUCCGACCACACCGAUGCAUCCGCCUCGCCUUUCGUUAUCGCUGCAAACCUCGCUGGUGUAAAGGUGCUCCCUAGCAUCAUCAACGCCGUCCUCCUCUGCGUCGUCCUCAGCGCCGCAAACUCAAACGUCUACUCUGGCUCCCGUAUCCUCGUCGGUUUGGCCGAGCAGGGCUCCGCACCCAAGUGGAUGGGCCGCACCACCGCCCGCGGCGUCCCUUACUUCGCCGUCGCUUUCACCGCCGCCUUUGGUCUCCUCGGCUUCAUGAACGAAUCCAACUCAGGCGGCCAAGUCUUUAACUGGCUCGUCAACAUCACCGGUGUCGCUGGCUUCAUCACCUGGACCUGCAUCAACAUCUCUCACAUCGCAUUCAUGCGCGCGCUCGCCGCCCGCAAUGUUUCCCGCGACACCCUGCCCUACAAGGCCAUGUGGCAGCCUUUCUUCUCCUGGUACGGCGUCUUUUUCAACGUCUUGAUUAUCCUCACGCAAGGAUUCACGUCGUUUAUGCCCUGGAACACCAGCGAUUUCUUCGUCGCAUAUAUCUCGCUGAUCUUGUUUGCUGUGCUGUAUGGUGGCCACAAACUCGUGUACCGUCAACCUUUUGUCAAGCCAAUCGAGGCUGAUCUCGAUACCGGUCGCAAAGAGAUUGAGGAGAUGCACUUUGAAGAGGUUGAGCCGGUUGGUGCUUGGCAAAAGUUCUGGGCUUGGAUGGGUUAG
Aureobasidium vineae is the source of this 1599-nucleotide messenger RNA. Lineage: Eukaryota; Fungi; Ascomycota; Dothideomycetes; Dothideales; Saccotheciaceae. The record is from the annotation of a GenBank genome assembly.